GUAUAUUAGCUAUGGUGAACAUGUGGGGCCAUGUGUUUUAAUAAUUGGUAAACUAGAUUUUAGGUUGUAACAAAGAAAAAUAAAAUGGGAUUGCAAAAGCAAGCUUUUAAGCGAAAGCGAGAUAUUCUAAAAAAUAGAACUAAUCAGCAACAAAGUGUCCAAACUUUACAAGAUAUAGAUAAUCUUGAAGAUGCUGAAGAUUCUGACAUCGAUGAUUACUUAAUAAAUGAACUAGACAAUAAUGAACUUAGUACAGAUGAAGAAACAGAAGAUAAUCAUGAUAAUUCUGACUCAGACAGAGAUCUAAUAAAAAAUUUGUUCUCAUCUGAUGAAAAUAGUGAAUUAGAAUUUGGUUUUUUAUCUGAAGAUGAUAUUGAUGAUUAUGAUGAUGAUGAUGAUGAUGAUGAUGAUGAUGAUGACGAUAAUGAUGAUGAUGAAGAUGAUGAUGAUAACGAUGAAGAAGAGGAGGAGGAGGAUGAUGAUGAUGAUAAUGAUGGUUAUGAUGAUUAUGAUGAGAACGAUGAAGAAGAAGAGGAGGAAGAUUAUAAUGAUGAUGAAGAUGAUGAAGAAGAAGAAGAAGAAGAAAAUAGUUAUGAUAGUGGAAAGAAUGAGGAAAAUAUUUAUAAUACUGAUGAUGAAGAAAACAAAGAAGAAAAAGAUAGUAAUGAUAGCAAAGAAAAAAGACUAACAAAUAAUGAUAUAAACAAAAGUAAAAGUAUAAGUAAGAUGAAGGAGAUUAAAACAAAGUUAAGUCCUAAAGGGAAGAAUAAAUUAAAAAAUAAUUCUAAUAAAUUACAUAAGAUACAAACGAAAGAAAAUUUAAAUUCUACGAAAUCUUUAAAACGUGAGAAACGUAGUGAAAAACUCGAAAAGAAUAAAAAUAAUAUGAAAUCUCAGACCAAUAAAGUAAAAGUUUUAAAUAAAACCAAAUCUGUUAAGGACGUUGAAUCGAAUAAUAAAAGUAAUGAUCAAGAAUAUGAAUAUGACAGUUCGGACGAAGAGGAUAUUCGUAAUACCGUAGGUAAUAUACCCAUGAAAUGGUACGAUGAAUAUGAUCACAUUGGUUACAACUGGGAAGGUAAAAAAAUCUUGAAACCAGAGAAAGGGGAUCAAUUGGAUAAUUUCUUAAAGAGAAUGGAAGAUCCAGAUUUUUGGAGAACAAUAAAAGAUCCUCAAACUGGACAAGAUGUUCUACUUAGCGAAGAAGAUAUACAAUUAAUUACUAGAAUACAAAAGCAAAAAAUUCCUGAUGUACAAUUCGAUGAAUAUGCUCCAUGGGUUGAAUGGUUUACAUCGGAAGUUAUGAAAACACCGCUUCGUAAUUUCCCUGAGCACAAACGUUCAUUCUUGCCUUCUAAACUUGAAGCUAAAAGAGUAUCCAAAUUUGUACAUGCGUUAAAAAUGGGUUGGAUGAAAUCGACAGCAGAAAUGGAAAAAGAAAAAGAACAAAAAGAUAAAACACCAGAGUUCUAUAUGUUAUGGCAGUCAGAUGAUCAAGCUGAGGAAAUGCGUAGAAUUCACAAACAUAUACCACCACCUAAGAGACAUUUGCCUGGUCAUGCGGAAAGUUAUAAUCCUCCGCCAGAAUAUCUAUUUGAUAGUAAAGAACUUAAAGAGUGGAAUAAAUUAAAGACGACUCCAUGGAAAAGGAAGUUACAUUUUAUUCCACAAAAGUAUACUUCUUUAAGAGAAGUACCUGCUUAUCCUCGAUAUAUCAAGGAAAGAUUCAAAAGAUGUUUAGAUUUGUAUUUAUGUCCAAGAGCAUUAAAAAUGAGGUUAACAAUAGAACCAGAAGCUUUGGUACCGCAAUUGCCUAGUCCCAAAGAUUUGCAACCAUUCCCAACAACGAUGUCUAUGAUCUUUAAAGGUCAUACAGAUAUGGUUAGAAGUAUUACAGUAGAACCAAGUGGACAAUACAUUGCUUCUGGUGGAGAUGACAUGACCCUAAAAAUUUGGGAAAUAGCUACAGGCAGAUGUACAAAAACAGUGGCUUGCGGUGGUGUAAUUAGAUGCGUUGCUUGGUGCCCUAAUCAAGCGAUAUCUCUCAUAGCUGUUGCAGCAGAUAAAAAAGUUCUCUUAAUAAAUCCAGGAAUCGGUGACCAUCUCAUUACUACCAAAACGGAUCAAUUGUUAGAAAUAAUACCGCAAAGCGAUGUUAUAGUUAGUGAAAGAGUAAAAUCAGCUGUACAGUGGGAACAGGCGGAGGGUGAAUCAUGGAGUAAAGGAAUUAGAUUAAUAUUGAAUCAUUUCAAAACAGUAAAACAAGUUACAUGGCAUGGUAAAGGUGAUUACUUUGCCACAGUUAUGCCCGAUGGUCAAAAUAGAUCUGUUUUAAUAAAUCAAUUAUCAAAAAGAAGAUCUCAAUUACCAUUCACUAAGUCCAAAGGUUUAAUACAAUGUGUAUUGUUCCACCCGAUAAGGCCUUUCCUAUUUGUUGCGACUCAAAGAAAUGUUAGGAUAUAUGAUUUAGUUAAACAAGAAAUGGUGAAAAAAUUAUUGUCCAAUUCGCAAUGGAUAUCAACAAUAGCUAUACAUCCUGGUGGUGACAAUAUUUUGGUUGGUACCUAUGAUCGUAAAAUGUUAUGGUUCGAUUUGGAUUUAAGUACAAAGCCGUAUCAAACAUUACGUUUACAUGGCACAGGUGUUAGAGGUGUGGCUUUUCACAAACGUUAUCCUCUUUUUGCUUCUGGUGCCGAUGAUAGAAGUCUCAUUAUUUCACAUGGAAUGGUUUAUAAUGACUUAUUACAAAAUCCAUUAAUAGUGCCAUUAAAAAGAUUAUGUAAUCAUGAAUCGUACAACGAUUUUGGAAUUUUGGAUGUUAUGUUUCAUCCUACUCAACCAUGGGUCUUUUCUGCUGGAGCUGAUUCAACGAUACGAAUGUAUACAUAAUAUAUUAUAUUAAUUAUUUUAAUACAAGAAAUAAUAAAGGUUGAAAUCAAAUUCUG
This is a messenger RNA of Polistes canadensis, 2945 nucleotides long. RefSeq names its product ribosome biogenesis protein BOP1 homolog. Gene Ontology annotation, molecular function: ribonucleoprotein complex binding; protein binding. Gene Ontology annotation, cellular component: PeBoW complex; preribosome, large subunit precursor. NCBI's taxonomy places the organism in Eukaryota, Metazoa, Arthropoda, Insecta, Hymenoptera, Vespidae. The coding region runs from base 85 to 2889 and encodes 934 amino acids. The transcript is spliced from 9 exons. Gene Ontology annotation, biological process: ribosome biogenesis; maturation of LSU-rRNA from tricistronic rRNA transcript (SSU-rRNA, 5.8S rRNA, LSU-rRNA). The record is from RefSeq and is a predicted model, not a curated record.